AAAAAAGGAACGAUGGAAAGAGAAACCGAUACUGUCAUUGCAACUUUAGUUCUGAAGGACGGCUCAACUUAUCAAGGAUUUUCUUUUGGAUCAGAAAGCAAAUCAGUGGCAGGAGAAUGUGUAUUCCAAACUGGUAUGGUUGGUUAUCCCGAGUCUCUCACCGAUCCGUCAUAUCAGGGUCAAAUCCUUGUCUUAACAUUUCCACUUGUGGGCAAUUACGGUGUCCCUUCGCGCGAUGACAUGGAGCCUCUUCUCAAAGAUAUUCCAAAGUAUUUUGAAUCUCGGGAGAUACAUAUAACGGGCUUGAUAAUUGGACAAUAUUCUCCAGAUUAUUCUCAUUAUCUAGCGCACUCUUCGUUAGCAGAUUGGUUAAAAGAACAAGAUAUCCCAGCUAUUUACGGAGUUGAUACUCGUGCUCUCACAAAAAAGAUUCGCACUCAAGGUGUACUUUUGGGCAAGAUUUUAUUUCCAAAAAGCGUUGUCGGCAACGCUACUUUGGGUGUCUCGACGGCGAAUGGUCUGUCCACUGAUGGAAUAAUCCAUCCGGAACCAUGGAUUGCCAACUAUCAAGAUGUUCCAUGGGUCGAUCCGAAUGAAAGAAACCUUGUGGCGGAAGUUUCUGUAAAAGAACCAAAAUUAUAUGCACCUGAUCCAUCAAAAGCCAUCAAGGAUGCGAAAGGUAUAACACUGCGCAUUGUUGGUGUUGAUGUUGGUAUG
Scutellospora calospora is the source of this 717-nucleotide messenger RNA. Lineage: Eukaryota; Fungi; Glomeromycota; Glomeromycetes; Diversisporales; Gigasporaceae. The record is from the annotation of a GenBank genome assembly.